AAUUUUGGAAAGCAGUUGAGCAGCUCUUGAUACACGGAACCGGCAUUGAUUUUCGUUCUCAUAGUUACUUGAAGCAAUGUAUGGGAGCCUUCUGUUCGGACUCUACGAAGCCAUGGAGAAGUUGGUCUUCCUUGGCUGUCCGGAUCUGAACUCAAUAUAUCGCCGGCUCGGCGCUUUGGCCCGGAAUGCUGGAAGGCUGCUAGAUCAAUGUGGUAAGCGCGGAAGCUCUAACCGCAUGAUCCGGCUGCUGGUAGAGCAUGGCGCCGACGCCUAACUUGUAUGCCCCGAACACGGAAUCGGAACCGCGGUUCAGCAUUCCUCGUCGUACGGAUUCACAGCCAACCUUCGGCUCUGCUGGAACUUGGGGUGCUUCCUGACGGCCGCCACGUCCACCGGGUCACUGGCGAGAUAUGCGGGUGCGAGAUUUGCAUCACGCUUGCUACUCCACUUCGAUGUGCUGCUUGCCGGGGGCAGAUCACAUGUCUCGAUGUUCUCUUGGAACACGGCGCAUCAAUCAACCAGAUAGAAGGCGAAGUUGGAUCUUGCCUGCACGCCGCGCGGUUGGUGGACGACGGGAGGCAUUUGAGCACCUCCUUACGAAGGGUGCUGACAUUCGACUUAUCGGCAAUGAGUACGGCUCUAUUCAUUGGGCGGCUGGACACGAUAAAGAUAGAGAAAUCGUCAAGAUAUGCCUCGAGAAAGGACUCUCCUGGGCCAACGCUGUUACAUGACGCUUCAAGAAACAUGGGGCCGGAAGUGGAAUCAUAUGACGCUGAUUUCCAGGAAAUAUUGAUCGACCGGGUGAUGGAAAUCUGGGGAGAGCGCUAUUCCCAGACACUGAAGGACGCUAUCCAUCGAUGUAUUGGAGUCGUCGGAGCAUAUCCUGCGAGGAAAGAAUGCUUUCUUGGGACAAAGCGGACGGAAUGUACUGCGCGGCCAUGCUCGAAAGAUCUGGAGAUAUUCAACCUUCUGACCCAACAGCCGUCACACAUCGACAUUUAAAAGGGGUGCUGCAAGCGAGCUGUUAAUGGUCGCAAAACCGCCGAAUCUCGUGUAUAUGGCGAAAGCUGUGCUGGCUCUUACGAAUGGGGGAGACUGGUUAGGGAACUUUGGCUGGGUGAUGUUAACCAGGAGUCUAAGAACAAGCCUUCCGAUGUUCUUCCCGACA
Parathielavia appendiculata is the source of this 1168-nucleotide messenger RNA. RefSeq lists its product as uncharacterized. Gene Ontology annotation, molecular function: protein binding. The record is from RefSeq and is a predicted model, not a curated record. The transcript has a single exon. Bases 280 to 1002 code for a protein of 240 amino acids. Lineage: Eukaryota; Fungi; Ascomycota; Sordariomycetes; Sordariales; Chaetomiaceae.